GUGUCUGUAAUGGGAACAUUGAAAAACUUUGCGAUUUUCUUUGUGGUCUUUCAAGAAAAUGUUGGUGGCUCUUCUGAACAUGUCAGCUGGAUUGGCUCCAUUAUGUCCUCUCUUCGAUUCCUAGCAGCACCACUGGUUACCACAGUAUGUGAAAUGCUAGGGGAACAGAAGACUUCACUGAUUGGGGCUUGCCUGGUUGGUGUUGGCUGUCUCGUCAGCACACUGGCCACAAGCAUCUCUUUCCUUUGUGUGUCUAUGGGAUUCUUAUCAGGAUUGGGUUUUGCUUGCUUAUAUCAAGUAGCAGCUGUGAUGACGGUUAAAUACUUCAAGAAACGGCUGGCUCUAGCCAAUGCAAUUGGCCGUUCAGGAAUGGGACUGAGUGUUGUGCUAGCACCAUUAGUUCAAUUCCUCAUAGAAAUGUACAGUUGGCAAGGUGCCCUAUUGAUAUAUGGUGGCAUCAUGCUGAACCUUGUGCCUUCUAGCAUGCUAUUACGGCCAAUUAAUGUGAAUAGAAAGAAAGAUGUCAGUACUACAAACAAAGGCAACCAAAUAUCUGCACAUUGCAAGUUUCCAGAGACUUUGAAAGAUGAAAUCUGCACCACGGAAUUGGACAUAUUGGCUCCUCCCAAUCAAGAAUGCACCAACAACAUGAACAUACAACAGGUUGGAGAAGAACAGUUAGCACAAGUAAACUACAAGUGUUUUGAAGCACCAGAGAAAAGCUGCCUCCUGGGUACCAACCCAGAUAGGAAUAGUAACCGAGCUACUAGCCAAAGCUACUUUACAUCAAACAAAGAAGGGAAUUCCAAGCAGCAGGCUUUUCCCUGCAAGCAUUUUCAUCUCGAUUUUUCCCAGUUAAAAAAUCCCUUCUUUUACAUUUUCACAUGGUCUUUUCUGUUCAGUCAGCUGGCCUACUUUAUCCCUACCUUCCACCUUGCAGCCAGAGCCAAAACGUUGGGCAUAGAUGUCAUGGACACUGCUUACAUCAUUUCAGUGGCUGGUAUAACAGAGACAGCCAGCCUAUUGCUCUCUGGUUGGAUUGCAGAUCAGAACUGGAUCAAGAAGUAUCAUUAUCAUAAGACAUACCUCAUUCUUUGCGGUGUCACCAACCUGCUGUGUCCUCUGGCCACAACCUUCCCAUUACUCAUGAUCUACUCUGUAACCUUUGCCAUUUUCAGUGGCGGAUACCUGGCACUGUUGCUUCCUGUGCUGGUCGAUCUUGUAGGUGCCCCCAGAUUCCACAGUGCUUUGGGACUUGCUUCAUUCCUUGCUGGACUUGGAGUCAUCGCUGGACCUCCUAUUGCAGGUUGGUUAUAUGAUUACACUGCGACGUAUGCUUGCUCCUUCAUUUUUGCUGGCAUCUGUUUCCUUGUUUCUCCGAUUUCGCUAUUCCUCGAGCCUACAGUUCAGAAAUGGAGACUAAAGAAAGAACUGACCCAAUAAU
Messenger RNA from Elgaria multicarinata webbii, 1444 nucleotides. It is a transcript of the gene SLC16A4, whose product is annotated as solute carrier family 16 member 4. The record is from RefSeq and is a predicted model, not a curated record. The transcript is spliced from 7 exons. Gene Ontology annotation, biological process: monocarboxylic acid transport; transmembrane transport. Gene Ontology annotation, molecular function: monocarboxylic acid transmembrane transporter activity. Gene Ontology annotation, cellular component: plasma membrane. NCBI's taxonomy places the organism in Eukaryota, Metazoa, Chordata, Lepidosauria, Squamata, Anguidae. The coding region runs from base 10 to 1443 and encodes 477 amino acids.